AUGGCGGUGAUAGGAAUCGACACGCCUGGGCUAGGCCUGGGCAGCCUGCUCAUGAUAGCUUCGCUCUCGCCGCCGCUCAAGCUCAUCGGCUACCUCCUCAGCCAUGUCAUUUAUAACGUCUUCUUCCAUCCCCUCCGGAAGUUUCCCGGGCCCUUCUGGAUGAAAGCGUCGCGCAUCAGCUACUGCUACCGCCUCGUGACGGGCCGGCUCCCCUUCGACGUCCUCGAGCUGCACCGCCAGUACGGCGAGGUGGUCCGGAUCGCGCCCAACGAGCUCGUCUUCGCCAACGCGCAGGCAUGGAAGGACAUCAUGGGCCACCGUGGCCCAGAGCCGACGACCGUAAUAACUGCAGGGCGGGAGGAGCAUGGCCGGCUUCGUCGGCAACUCGCCCAUGGCUUUAGUGACCGUAGCAUGAGGGAACAACAACCCAUCAUCAUCGGUUAUGUGAAUCUUCUGAUACAGCGGUUGCACGAGAGAUGUGACGACGGCAAAGCGCCGAUCGACGCUGUAGCUUGGUACAACUACACAACCUUCGAUAUCAUUGGCGACCUGGCUUUCGGUGAGCCAUUCGGCAGCCUCGAAGCCGGCGAGUACCACCCUUGGAUUGCCAUGAUCUUCCAAAGCAUUAAGAUCGGUACUUUGUUUCAGACAGCUGGGUUUUUCCCAUGGAUCAGGACUGUCUUGAUGUCGAUGAUCCCGAAAUCUCGUAUGAAGAAGAGGGAAGAGCAUCUGAAACUCACGAAGGCCAAACUCUUGAAGCGCAUGGAUCUCGGAUCCGAACGAAACGACUUGAUUGAGGGCUUGUUGAGGAAAAAGGACGAGCUAAACCUCGACAUUGACAAACUUCAAUUCAACUCGUCUUUAUUGAUUAUUGCAGGGUCAGAGACGACGGCAACUUUGCUCUCAGGGGUGACGUUCCUCCUCACGACCAACCCAGAAGCCCUGCGGAGACUUACAGAUGAGGUGCGGUCGACGUUCAAGACAGAAGAGGAGAUCGACUUCAGUUCCGUCAGCACCUUGCAGUAUAUGCUCGCCUGCUUGGACGAGGCUCUUCGGAUGUACCCACCAGCACCACUUGGCCUUCCUCGUCAGACACCGAAAGGGGGUGCAAAGAUUGCCGGUCACUACGUGCCAGAAGAUACGGUGGUGUCGCAAUACCACUACGCUCUCUACCACAAUGAGAAGUUCUUCACGAAACCAGAAGAGUAUCACCCGGAGAGAUGGCUUGGGGAUCCGAAGUUCGCGACAGACGAUCGAGACGUAUUUCAGCCCUUCCAAAUAGGUCCAAGAAAUUGUAUAGGGAAGAAUCUGGCUUACAUCGAGAUGCGCAUAAUUCUCGCGCGUGUGCUGUGGAACUUCGACUUGAAGCUAGCAGAAGACAGCAAGGACUGGUUGAGCCGGCAGAAGAUCUACCUGCUCUGGGAGAAAGCUCCGCUGCACGUGUAUCUGACGCCAAGGGCGCAAGCCAAGGAGUGA
Molecule: messenger RNA, 1476 nt
Organism: Diaporthe amygdali
Lineage: Eukaryota; Fungi; Ascomycota; Sordariomycetes; Diaporthales; Diaporthaceae
Product: cytochrome P450
Exons: 7
Coding region: 1-1476 (491 amino acids)
Molecular function (GO): iron ion binding; monooxygenase activity; oxidoreductase activity, acting on paired donors, with incorporation or reduction of molecular oxygen
Source: RefSeq, a predicted model, not a curated record